AUGCGCGCGGCAGCAACCAGGUUCCUGCUGCCAUUGAUCUUGCGCUUCGUGGAGGCUCUGCCAGCAGAGACGCCGUCAGAACGCGUCAGCUGCUCAGGGGACGACUGUGAGGCAGAGACGCCUUUGACAGAUGUGCUGCUGCUGCAGCUUGGCGUCGCCCCAGCGGCCAACGCAAGCGCAGCGCUCCCGGGCAAUGCCAGUGUCGACUUGUCGGCCGUCCAGGACAGAACCGCCGCAGCUUCCCCAUCCGCCCUCAGCGAGAGUGUGGGCAGGCAGAAGCUCCCUUUGGACCUGCUUUGGCGGGCCAUGGCCGAGGUUACCGUCGAGCGCGUGCGCCGUGCCCUGCUGAUAUGUAUGAUCAUGGUGGUUGCGCAGCUCUUCGGCAUCAUGUGGAUGUCGUCCCGGCAGGCCAAGAAUCUUCCGUGUCCCGAACCAUUGCCGCGCGUUGAGCCGAGGAUGUACCAUCGGGCCGCCAAGCAGUCGGCGAGCUGA
Molecule: messenger RNA, 492 nt
Organism: Symbiodinium sp. CCMP2592
Lineage: Eukaryota; Dinophyceae; Suessiales; Symbiodiniaceae
Source: the annotation of a GenBank genome assembly